CGGCCAAAGCCAGACGCAUGCCAGCGCUGCCGGAGGUAGGGAGGCUGGGUGUGUGUGUGUGUGUGGAGGAUCGACACCCCGUCGCCCAGAUCCUCAGAAUUCGGGUGCAGCACAUCAGACGGGCAGAGAGAUUCCAGGCUGAGUUUCGGCCUGAACCAGCAGGUGUCCUUUGGCAAGGAAGAACCUCGGGCAGCAGACCAGGGGGGGUGUAUUGGGUUUGGCGGUCAUGCAAUGGGGGUGUUUCUGUGCCCAGGGGACCCUAGCAAGCAAAAAGGGUCUCCUUAAGAGGAGGGGUGUUUUUUGUGCGUUUCCCCCAAAGGCCAGCCCAGGUUCUCCAAGGAAAGAAGAAGUCGAGGGUGCAGAUUUCCUGGGUCCUCGGCCCUGAGAAUCUGGGUGCAGGAAUCCUGCAAGGGUUUUUUUUGCCAAUUUUGGAGCUGCCAGGCCGUUUUUGGAGAGCAGGGACGGCGGUCCGGCUGCUAUUCCAGGCCCCCCCCCCAUAUGGCAAAGACCAGCCCACGGCGGGGGUCCUCUCUGCCGGCCGCCAUCUGGGUGAGCGGGUUCAUCCUGGGGACGGUCUUCCUGGCCUGCCUACUCAUUUUGAUCUCCACCCAAUGCCGCCUGGAAGCGCUACGCGGAGAGCUGUCCCAGCUGCGAAGGGAGGUGAGAUCCGCAAUGCACGGGACGGCGGGGGGCCAGGACGCCCCCAGACCAUGCCAGAGUCUUGGAAAUCUUCCAGAGAGGUCUCCCACACAGCUGGAAAGGAGGAGGAGGGAUACUGGAAGAACCCCCCAGGACUCGCCACGGCCACGUCCCCGCAGAAAGCAGUCCGUCCUGCAUUUGGCUCCCCUCCGACAUUCCAACAGUGAAGAUGGAUUUGCCACAGAAAUAUGGUGGAAGCCUUUCCUCCAGCAAGGCCGAGCCCUGGAGCUGAGCGGACGGGACGUGAUGGUGAGGCACACGGGGCUUUACUUCGUUUACAGCCAGGUGCUGUUCCAUGACCCCACCUUUACUAUGGGGCAGGUGCUGUGGCGGGAAGCUCCUGGGAAGCCCGGCCAAAUCCUGUUCCGCUGCGUCCAGAGCAUGCCCCCAAACCCAGAAAAGGCCUUCAACAGCUGCUAUAGUGGAGGGAUUUUCCACCUGCAGCCUGGAGACCGGCUGAACCUCCGCAUCCCUCGUUUCAACGCAUCGUUUGACCUGACUGGCCAUGGGACCUUCCUGGGGUUUCUCCGUCUAUAGUGGGCUUCUCAGGGGGGGCACCACGAAAGACAUCGGGGCCAAAGUGUCAGGGCACGAGUGCGGACGGUGUUUGACCCAGGUACCCCACACCUCCGAGAGGGUCCAGAAGGUGGGAGAAAGGCUGCGCCGGUGACCGGCAAUCAAAGACUUCUCCGUUCUGCUCCGAGCUUCGAGGGGCUGAUGGGGGAGACUCUCUGGGGACCAGGGGGGUGGGGUGAGCUGGUAUUUGCCGCAGGAAGCGAGGUGAAGAGCUUAGGCCAAGCUGAGCUGCUCGAGAACGUCUCUGACCCUCCUUUCCCCAAGAUGCCAGAGUCUUUCCUGGCCUGCAGUGAGAGCACAAGGCACCCGGGAUUAUCAUAGAAUCAUAGAGUUGGAAGAGACCACAAGGGCCAUCCAGUCCAACCCCCUGCCAAGCAGGAAACACCAUCAAAGCAUUCUGGACAUAUGCCUGUCAAGCCUCUGCUUAAAGACCUCCAAAGAAGGAGACUCCACCACACUCCUUGGCAGCAAAUUCCACUGCCGAACAGCUCUUACUGUCAGCUCUUACUGUCAGGAAGUUCUUCCUAAUGAUUAAAAGAGCAACAGCACGUUCUUUGACAGUCUGCUGUCCGCCAAGAACAAAAAUGGAUUUUCCAAGCCCUUAUGGUCACUACUUUGAGCUUGGAAGGAUAAAAUACCCAGCAUCUAUCACGCAGCAGCCUAAAGACCUCAACGCCUGCCUGCAUUGGAAUGCACUUUCUAUAAACACCAUUUCCCUUUGGAUACCUUUUCAGACAUUUGGAUGGCGUAUACCGACUUGUAAACUAAGAUGGAUAUACUGCAAUGUUGUUUAUUGUUCUGUUAAAAGUGAGCUUACAGAGGGUUAUUUUUUCCCCUGCCCCCUCCUUUCCCCUGCCGAUUAAUUUUUCAAUUAAAGUACGAUUCCAAAGCACACACAAACGGCGUCCUCCAUGUUUUGGACUACAGUUCCCAUCAUCCCGAAGGAGCGCGGCCCAACUCCCUGGCUCUGAUGGGUUUUGUAGUCCAAAACAUGGCGGACACCAGUUUGGUGAAGGCUGAUUUAAGAAUAUACGAAGAACCUGCUGGAUCAGUCCGGUGCAGGACCUGAACACAAGACCGCUCUCCCUUCCUGUGGUUUCCAGCAAUUGAUAUUCAGAAGAAUCGCCCAUAGCCCUCUCCUCCUCAAUGAAUUUGUCCCAUCCUCUUUCAAAGCUGCCCAAGUUGGUAACCAUCCCUGCCUCCUGCAGCAGGGAGUUCCACAGUUCUGCUCUGCGCUAGUGGUCAAAAUUGUGGAAACCUUUUGGAGAAAGGGUGUUUCUGAAGUUUGAAGGCUCAUAACACCAUUUUCUUUUGGAGUAACACCAUAAAAUUAUAUAUCAGUGGAAAGAUAACUUAAUGAAGAGUGUAAUGCGAGAAAGUUUGUUCAAUUAUAUGUAUUCUAUCAAAAGUUAUAGCCAAAUAACCAGAAAAAGGAGAGUUUAGGAGACCCAAUCAGGUGUUAUCUUGUUGUGGCAAUCAUGGCUCAUAACACCACUUUUUGGGGAGUAAUACCAUGAAACUAUAUAUAUCAAUGGAAAUAUAUUUUAAUGAAGAAUAGUUCUAGUUACAGGUAGGUAGCCGUGUCGAAGCAAAAUAAAAAAAUUCUUUUAG
Molecule: messenger RNA, 2886 nt
Organism: Zootoca vivipara (common lizard)
Lineage: Eukaryota; Metazoa; Chordata; Lepidosauria; Squamata; Lacertidae
Gene: TNFSF13
Product: TNF superfamily member 13
Biological process (GO): immune response; positive regulation of B cell proliferation; positive regulation of isotype switching to IgA isotypes
Cellular component (GO): membrane
Molecular function (GO): tumor necrosis factor receptor binding; receptor ligand activity
Source: RefSeq, a predicted model, not a curated record